Mobula hypostoma (lesser devil ray) is the source of this 3010-nucleotide messenger RNA. RefSeq names its product transmembrane protein 200A (gene tmem200a). The transcript has 3 exons. NCBI's taxonomy places the organism in Eukaryota, Metazoa, Chordata, Chondrichthyes, Myliobatiformes, Myliobatidae. Bases 882 to 2345 code for a protein of 487 amino acids. The record is from RefSeq and is a predicted model, not a curated record.
UAUGCGUCACAUUCCUGGUUGGGGAAAGAUCACGUGACUGACAUUAGUCCUAGUUUUCUUUGGUGUCUGACACUUUCAGUCUGAGCUUUGGUUUUUAGCAGGACCUGAUCCGGAACACAGAAGACAGCACGUUCCGCCGUCUAAUCAGCUAAGUAACACACAGUAGUCACCAGAAAAAGUUAAACAACAAUAAUGUAUUUUUUUAAGGAGUUCGCCAUUUGAAAACAAUCUUACGGGUUCAUUUCAUAAUUAUCGGCUUUUAAAUUUGUUCAGCUUGAAGAACUGAGAUUAUAUGAAGUCAACUUUUUUCCCCCUCUUCUUCUGUAGCAGUUAGAGAGCUGAGUGAGGGAGUGUGAGCGCUGCCUGACAUUUCAUUCGAUCCGCUCCCCUCGGCGGGGGUCGGCACGUUUGCAUCCUUUUGUGAAUUCAAUUCGAGAAUGCCGACAGCUCUCUUUGUCCCCCGGGAGUAGUUGCCCAGUCCGCCUGCAAAUGACCAAGGAGAGGAGCCGACGCGAAAGGGGGUCAGAAAUGGUUCAAGACAAGCUCUCUGUCCACGAGAAACGCGGGAAUGUAGCGACGGUGAACUGAGAGACAGAAAGUUCAAACAAUACCGAAGAUGGUGACUGGGCAGCUCGAUUCUGGUGAAAAGAGAUCAUUGGUAACAAAGGAUUGCGUUCGGUGAACGGAUUCCCGCUCCUGCUGCUGCCAGUUAUAACAGGAUUUUGUAAUCUUCCCGUGUUCAGGGUUGGGACAUCUAUUUCAAGAUCAAGUUGGCCCCUCGCUUCCUGUGAUAUACAAUCCUGCUUCAGCCAAAAAACUCAAAUUUAUUGCAGUUUUCCUUUCCAGUGUUCUGUUCAAAGUCUAAUGAAGAAGACAGUGCAAUGAUAGCUACAGGGGGUGUAAUAACGGGGCUGGCAGCUCUGAAGAGACAGGACUCUGCCAGAUCGCAGCAUCCUCACCUUCCUCCUGCGUCUUCUGCGCCAGAGAAGAGGAGAGUCAAACGCAAGCCCAAAGCUGAUGUUGUUGUCGUCAGAGGCAAAAUUAGACUCUAUUCCCCAUCAGGGUUUUUCCUUUUCCUUGGAAUUUUAAUUUUGAUGGUUGGGAUCGCAAUGGCUGUUCUUGGUUAUUGGCCACAGGAGGUAGAUAAGAAACAUCCUGUGACUUCCAAAUCUGGAGUGCUCAGUAAUGGGUCUCAUGUAAUAUCAGACCAUGCCGGAGUAUUAGUGGAAUUUUUUGAGCAGCACUUACACUCCGACAAAAUGAAAAUGAUUGGCCCUUUCACCAUGGGGAUAGGAAUUUUCAUAUUUAUUUGUGCUAAUGCCAUACUGCAUGAAAAUAGGGACAAAGAAACAAAAGUGAUACACAUGCAAGAUAUUUAUUCUACUGUCAUUGAUAUCCAUAGCCAAAGAAUUAAAGAGCAAAGACAUAUGAAUGGGGCUUGGAUUGGCCACGCUGGGGAUCCCGAUAUUAAAUGUUAUGACAACCAAUGUACUGCUAAAUUGGCUGCAAAUGUAUUGCUCUCAUUGUCUGGAUCAUCUAACGAAAGAAUUGUUGCAAUGAAAUGGAACUCUUGUGAUGAAGAAGAUGGACCACCCAAGGAAUUUACUACACUUUUACAUCCCAAAACCCCAUCAGCAUCAAGCUCCAUGUAUCGGCUACAGCCUGAAACCCAGAGAGAGAAAAAUAGCAAUUCUAAGAAGUGUGAGACCAAAUCUAUUGUUUCGUCGUCUAUCAAUGCGUUCACACUCCCUGUUAUUAAACUCAACAACUGUGUAAUCGAUGAACCUGAACUUGACAAUAUCACAGAGGAUUCUGAGCUGAGUAAAGGAAGGGUGAAACACUCCUCCAUGGCUUCCUUAACGGUACCGUCAACUGAUACCAGUGACUCUUACAAACCACCUAAUCCACGCCUGUUAAGAAGCAACACCACUGCAACAGGUGGAAACCCACCCAAUUCACCUUCUGAGACAUCCACGGGGAUAUUUCUAUCACCAGGCAUUCCCAAGAAAGAGUUUGGAUCAAACACUUCCCUCCACAUGCUGUCCUGUCACUCCAAGUCCUUGGACUUGGACAGAGGCCCCUUAACACUCACAGUUCAGACCGAGCAAAGAAAGCAUCCAAGCUGGCCGAGGCUCGACCGUAGUAACAGCAAAGGUUAUGUGAAACUGGAAAAUAAAGAGGAUCCUAUGGACACAGUACCUGUGCCACAGACCUCUGCAAAGGGUGGUUAUACAAAUAAAGAGAAAUUACUAAUGAUCUCAAGAUCUCAUAAUAAUCUAAGUUUUGAAAACAAUGAAUUUUUAGAUAACAAGUUAAGACAUGGAGCUUCGGAAACAAGGUUUUGAAGGAGUAUCGAUUUCUACCAAGUGUUUAUAUUUUAAGCUAAUUUAAGAAACGUAUUUGCAAGAAGUGCAUGUCUAUUUUAAAGAGAGCUUAUUUUCAGUACAAAUAAGGAAUAUUUGUAGAUGGUGAUCUGAACUGGCACCCUAAGUUCAAUUUUUUUCCCAUGUUGGUCAGGAGCAUUGUUGACAUAUUUUAUGCUGUGUUUGUUAGUUCUGCAUAAACCAACUGCUCAGGUAUUGAUGGAGUACAAGUCUUAGUCCAGUCUUACAAUAACACAGAACAAGUUUUACCUUCAGUUUAUCCUCCAUCCAUGAGGGAUAGGCAAAACUUAUCUUUGAAGUUCAAGUGGUGUUAAAUCUACGAUAAGUAUUAUUCUAAUGAAGGUGUAUGAACAUUGAUUGAAUGAUAAAUUGGGAUGCAGGCAUUUGUAUUUCCAGUACAGAAUUUGAGCCUGUACAUUUCAUGGCAAUUACCAAUAUUUUGCUAUAACCCCAUAUUAAUGCCUGCAACAUACAUUUUGUUAUUUUUGAAAUAAAAAUAAAAUGUGUAUAGCAUACGAAUUUUUUGUGUUUCUAUUUUAUCAAUCAUUGAUCACAUGGACAUGGUGGUAACAAUUUCCGCAGUAAAAUCACCAGCAAGAACGGAACCGGCCAAGAAUGGAAAGUUA